AUGACCUGGAUAUCGAAAUCAAUCACUGGUUUGGGAUUGGUGUUUCUGGCGCAUGCCUGCUAUUCCGCCCACGAGCACUCUGCCCUCCUGUCUGGAAGCGCCGCCGCGAUAUCCUCCCUGACCGCGCAAACAGCACCGGUUACCGCUGCCCUACCCCUCGAUAUCUCCAUUGAGACGAUCGUAGCUGUCUUCACAAUUUGCCUUGGUCUUGUGCUUGGAACUCCUGAAUUACGACCAAUACAAUGGCGUGUCUGGGCUGGUAAAAUUGAGCGCGAGGGAGAGUAUGGGUUUAUGAAUGGUGACGGAGAAGUGGACAAGGACUUUGUGGGGAAUCCAUUUCGCGUGUUGGAGAGCAGGCCGGGUUUCGUGGAUAUUCGAAAGCAGAGGAAAGAAUUUGCUGAGUGGGUUCGGGAAGGCGGAAAUGGGCAGGCUCCUAAGAGUUGA
This is a messenger RNA of Glarea lozoyensis ATCC 20868, 444 nucleotides long. RefSeq lists its product as uncharacterized. Gene Ontology annotation, cellular component: EMC complex. The record is from RefSeq and is a predicted model, not a curated record. Gene Ontology annotation, biological process: protein folding in endoplasmic reticulum. The coding region runs from base 1 to 444 and encodes 147 amino acids. Lineage: Eukaryota; Fungi; Ascomycota; Leotiomycetes; Helotiales; Helotiaceae. The transcript has 2 exons.